Molecule: messenger RNA, 273 nt
Organism: Colletotrichum godetiae
Lineage: Eukaryota; Fungi; Ascomycota; Sordariomycetes; Glomerellales; Glomerellaceae
Exons: 1
Source: RefSeq, a predicted model, not a curated record
AACGCGAACGAAUUUUAUUGCUUGAGGGAUCCUCGAACGGAUAGGCAUCGGUCUGUGUUAGCAUAUCUCGCUGCUAUCUACGAUGUUCAACUCAGAACUACAGACUAUCCUUCAGAGGAUGCCAGUAGCGACGACGAAACAUUCCUUGGCCGCCCCGAUAUUGUGGUUGAGAAGCUGGAGGACAUACUUGACUUGAACGAAGAUAAGUUUGAUAAGUUUAGGGAAAGGCCACGCCAAUUAGAAACGCGCCCCCCCUCGAAGCCUAGCAAACGC